GCGACUGUGAUGUGCCACUGCAACAGAACGCUGGGAAAGCAUGAAGAGAGCACAGAGCAAAUAUUUGCUUGUUGAAGAACUGUGAUCUAAUAAUAUCACCAGGUUUUAUUUAAUCAAAGCAGCAGUUCUGUCUAUUCUGGUUGGAAAAAAAGUUGUGAAGGAGCAGAAUGGAGUCUCUGUUGCUAUUUUACCUAAUCCUGACCACAGUGACUUUUACAGAUCCUGUGGACAGCCAAUUCAUACAUGCUUCUGAGAAUCCCUUACCAGUGGGGAGCAACGUGACCAUCAUCAGCAAAACCACCGUUACAGCGGGAACAUGGACAUUCAACGGCAAUCUCCUGGCAUUAAUUUACCCUGGAGGGUCUUUGUUAAGUAAAAAUAAAAAAGACAGGUUCAUUUAUAAUUCCAGCACGUCGUCUCUGACUAUAAUAUCAGCAAACCUGACCGACUCCGGAGUGUACGAGUUAGAACAAAUGGAUGAGUUUUCUGAUGAGUUAUGGCUUUCGGUCCAAGAGCCAAUUUCAAAUGCGACUUUAUCAGCACAAAGGACAGAUCUGGUGGAGUUCAAUGUUACAGCAGUCUUCAACUGCUCAGUUUCCACCGGAACGUCUUUGUCUUAUGAAUGGUUGGCAGGAAACUCUACAAUAUCAAGCAAGGAAGGUGUGCAGCUCAGCAAUGGCGGUGCCAGUCUAAGCAUAGCCGGGGUGACCCGCUAUGACCAGGGACCAUACAGGUGCAAUGUGUCCAACGGAAUCGGAUAUGAAGUCAGCCCACCUGUUUAUCUGAACAUCAGCUACGGUCCUAAUAAUGCAACCAUGACAGUCAACCUUGUAAAGGACAUGUACAGAUCAGGAUCUAACAUCACACUGUCGUGCUCUGUGGAGUCCAAGCCCACAGCAAUGGUGCAGUGGAUGUUUAAUGGAGUCAACCUUAAUCAGUUUGGUCUACAGCUUCACCUGCAGAAUGUCAAAGAAAACAACUCCGGAAUUUACGAAUGUUCAUUUCACAACACAGUCACAAUGAGAUUCAGCAAAGACAGUAGAGAGAUCAGAGUGAUGGAUCCGUUAACAGCAGCGGUCAUUAGUAUUACUAAUGGACCAGCAAUACUAGAUGGAUCAUUUACUCUCCAGUGUGAAGUGACUGGACCUGUUGACAGCAUCAAGUGGUGGAAAAAUGGCAGCCUAAUUACUCCUGACAAUAGAACUAUGUUUCACAAUAACAGCAAGAUUCUGACUCUCAAUCCAGUCCAACUUUCUGAUGGUGGAGACUACAUGUGUCACGCUAGUAAUCUCGUGAGCAACAUGACCAGCGACCGCUUCGCUGUUGUAGUCAACUAUGGACCAAUGAUGCCAACUGUAACGGGACCAAAUGUGGUGAAGUCAGGAGACAGUGUCACAUUCAAGUGCACAGCAGAAUCUGUUCCACCGAGUCUCUACCAAUGGCACUUCAAUGGUUCUGUGGUCUCCAAUAUGUCUGAGUAUACAACACCGUCUCUCACUAAAGAAAUGAGCAGGGAAUACACCUGCACUGCCAUCAACAGCAUCUCUGGAAAAAACAGCACUGCCAGCAUAAUACUUAAAGUUAUUGAUCCAAUACGAAAUGUUCAAAUCAAAGCUCAGAUGAAUUUCGCAGUUGAAGGUCAUCCUUAUAAUUUAACCUGCGGUGUAAAUGAAACUGUUGAUCAUAUUUAUUGGAUGAGAAACGGUGAGAAACUGAUUCCAGACAACAGAAUUAUGAUCUUCAUGGAAAAUAUGACAAUGAGUUUCAUGAGCUUGCAGCGUAAUGAUACUGGAAACUACACAUGCAUGGCUGCUAAUGCUGUGUCAAACAUGACCAGCAAACCCUUCAUGCUCCUUGUCAACUAUGGACCAGAGAUGCCAGUCAUCAUGGGACCAAGAGCAGUAAAGACAGGGGACAAUGCCACACUCAGAUGCUAUGCAAAGUCCGUUCCUCCAAGUCUCUACCAAUGGCACUUCAAUGGUUCUCUGGUCUCCAACAUGUCUGAGUACAUGACACCUCCUCUAACACAAGAAAUGGCCAAAGGUUACACCUGCAUGGCCUUAAACACCAUCACUGGAAAGAACAGCAGUGCCGUCACAAUGCUUACAGUUGUUGAUCCAAUAGACAGUGUGAAAAUAGAAGCUCAGAUGAAUUGUGCCAUGGAAAAUUGUUCAUAUAAUUUAACAUGCAAAGUAACUGGGCCUGCUGAUUAUAUCCACUGGAUGAAAAGUGGUGAACUGCUGCAUGCAGACAACAGAAUCGUUUUCUAUAUGAACAAGACAGUCAUGUUCCUGUCAUUGAAUCGUUCUGACAUUGGAUACUACCAAUGUGUCGCAAUAAAUGCUGUGGGAAACAUGACCAGCGCUCUCUACAAACUUCUUGUCAACUAUGGACCAGAGGUGCCAACUAUCUCAGGACCAAACGCAGUGAAGACAGGAAGCAAUGCAACACUUUCCUGCAAUGCAUCAUCAUUCCCACCAAGCUCCUACAGAUGGUACUUCAAUGAUUCUCUGGUUUCCAACAUGUCGGAGUAUAUGACACCUCCUUUUAUUGAAGAGAAGAGUGUAAAGUACAUAUGUAUGGCCUUCAACAACAUCACUGGAAAAAACAGCACUGCCAGCAUAACAAUUACAGUUAUUGCAUCAAUUAAAAACGCACAAAUAGAUACACCAACAUGGGAUGCCAUGGAAGGUUACUCAUAUAAUUUAACAUGCAAUGUAACUGGAAUUGUGGAUAAUAUUUACUGGAUGAAAAAUAGUGAACAAUUGCAUCCAGACAACAGUACUGUUUUCUCUAAGGACAACAAGACAGUCAUGUUUAUGCCAGUCGAUCGUUAUGAUGCUGGAGACUAUCAAUGCAAGGCUAUGAAUGCUGUUGGACACCUGAUGAGCAGCAGUUACAUGCUUCAGGUCAUCUUUGGGCCCGAGAAACCCAUAAUUAAUGGACCGGAUUUUGGGGAAGCGGGACGAAACGUGGUCUUCAACUGUUCUGCCAAAUCGACGCCUCCCAGCACCUACAGUUGGUGGUUUAACGACUCUUUGAUGGCCAAUACCUCUGAGUUCACAGCUGGGCCUCUGGCUUUCAACAUGAGUGGCACAUAUACAUGUAUGGCCCACAAUCAUGUGACAGGAAAGAACAGCACAACAUCAACAACGCUCACCGUUAUAGAACCAAUACAUUCAGUAAUGAUUCAAACCAAUUCGACUCCAAUAAACAAUAAAAACUUUACCCUCAUAUGUCACGUUGUUGGGCCCUAUGACACCCUCUACUGGAUGAAAGAUGACAUGCAGCUCAACCUGAAUGCCUGCAACCCAGCCUCAUCCAUGUACAUUACUGAAAAGAACAUUCUGCACAUCAACCCCCUGACUAGACAGAGUAAUGGGGCCUAUCAGUGCGUCGCUACCAACAGGGCCGCCCAUCAUAAGAGUCUAAAGUACACACUUCUUGUAAACUAUGGUCCUUUGAAUAUGAACAUCUCUGGUCCAGACUCAGCAAAAGAAGGUGCCUCUGUGUCUCUGACAUGCACUGCUGAGUCUUACCCGGAGUGUAACUUCCUCUGGUUCUUAAAUAAUCAAUCAUCAUCACCUCUUCAGAAUGGAUCUGUUUUCCGUUUCUCUGCAACUAGAGGACAAGAAGGGAAAUACAUAUGCAGCGCAACAAACCCAGUGACAAACAUCACAAUGAUGCAAAAUAAAACUGUUGCUAUUGAAGCUCAUGCCUCUGCAACCCGCAUCACAAACAAAGGAGCUGUGCUGCUCAUGGGUUUGUGUUCUGUCCUUGUUCACCUGCUCCUCCUUUGAGUCCCGGCUGACAGACCACUUGCUCCCGCUACAGCCUUCUACAGCAAUCUCACAAUAUUUCUACUGAAAUGACACAACAAUCUCUAUGUUUUGGUUAAAAUUGAAUAAUUUAUAUGGUUCUCCAGUCCUAUCACUGUUGUUAAUUUUAUGUACCUUGUACAAACAUGGUACGAGGCAUAUAUGUACUGUUUUACAAUAAGAUUCAUGAGUAUAAUUCUUUUAUGUAGCCUGCAAAUCCUUCAGUACAAAUGACAGGUUUUUCACACUUAAUACCUGAUCUUUCCCUUAGAUAACCUAUUAAUUAUUAACUAAUUGUCAUAUUUAAUGUAAGGUAUUGUUAUUACACACUUAUUUGCUGAUUUUUACUUGCUAAUCAACAAAAUAAACAGAAACAUUGAUUACAGAGACUUUAUUGAAGAGGUUAUAACAGUUUUGUGGUAAUAUGGGCAAACUGUCUGCAAAAUGUAAUCAGCACUCUGUUUAAAAUGUAAAAUAUUUAUGCAAAAAAAAAAUAUUAAAAAAAUUUAAAAAAUUA
Molecule: messenger RNA, 4335 nt
Organism: Poeciliopsis prolifica (blackstripe livebearer)
Lineage: Eukaryota; Metazoa; Chordata; Actinopteri; Cyprinodontiformes; Poeciliidae
Product: hemicentin-1-like
Exons: 15
Coding region: 168-3800 (1210 amino acids)
Source: RefSeq, a predicted model, not a curated record